This is a messenger RNA of Caenorhabditis angaria, 1708 nucleotides long. The record is from the annotation of a GenBank genome assembly. Lineage: Eukaryota; Metazoa; Nematoda; Chromadorea; Rhabditida; Rhabditidae.
AUGUUUUAUGCACAAUUUGUGCUCUCGAAAAAGGGUCCGCUGGCCAAAAUUUGGCUAGCAGCUCAUUGGGAGAAAAAAUUGUCAAAAGCUCAAAUCUACGAAACUAAUGUUGAUGAAGCUGUUGAUGAAAUCAUUCAACCAAAGGUGAUUAUUUUUCGAUUUUUUUUACAGAGAUGAUAAAUAUCGAUUGAUUUUCAGUCAAAAAUGGCUCUCCGAACAACUGGACAUUUACUUUUGGGAAUUGUCAGAAUUUAUUCGAAAAAAACCAAAUAUCUUCUUGCUGAUUGCAAUGAAGCGUUUCUUAAGAUCAAAUUAGCAUUCAGACCUGGACAAUUAGAUGCGCCCAAUGAGAAGAUACCGUAUCAAACUACAUUUUCAUCAAUUCCAGAUGUAAGUUUCACUAUUUCUCUAUUUUAUAAAAAAAUGUAGCCUCCAAGAACUCAAUCAAUAAUUUUCUAGAUGUUUGGCGACUUUGAUGCCACUCUCCCAGAAUUCAAUGAAGCCGACUAUUUGAAUUGUCAAGUUAGCCAAAGUCGAGUUGAUGAUAUCACAUUGAAAGAGGAUAAUAUUACUGAAGCAGCACACGAAAGAUAUAAUCCUACCAGUUUUGAUGUGAGUUUAGCGCGCGAUUUUGUUUUGAAUUUGGUGAAUUUUUUUUCUAGGAUGAUGAUUUUGGAGAAGCUGCGGCUGGUGUGAAUUUCGAUGAAGAUUAUGCGGAUUUUUCGGGAGAUGUCAGCUUUGGUUUCGAAUUUGCUAGAGAUCAAUCGAGCGCUAUUGAUAGCUUGUUUGGGUGAGUUGAAAUUUGAGAAAAACAUUUGGAGUUGUGAUAAAUAUUAUCUUGAAUCUGACUUGAAGAGUUCCAUUAAAGGCAAAAAAUCGAUAUUUGAAGGUCGAUAAACUGAUUAGAAAAUCAAUGAUUUCUAGAUCAAAUUUCGUAAUCACAAACAGAAAACUGAACUUGGUGAAAAAUAAAAAAAAAAGGUCCCUCCCGAUUUUCAGAAAAAAGGAACUAGACUGAAAUUUUCUGAUUUUUAAAUAAAAAAAGGCUUCUACAAACAGAAUGUUCUAAUAGAUUGCUGAUUCGAAUAAAAAAAUCCUAAAUCAAAUAAUGUUUUCCUAAUUUUCACCAAGAAAAAAACCCCAUUUCCACCUUCAGCCGUGAACGUGAGCCAACACCAUGUCUCGACAAUGCUCACGCUCCAGGAAACGCAAUUUUUGGCGAAGAAGAUUUUGGUGAUAAUGCUGAUGCUAUGGAUGAUGAAGAUCAAGAAUUGACUAUGGAUAAUAAUUCGGAAAUUAUGCCGAUUUCUGAUCAUUUGGAUGUUGAUGAUAAUAUGUCAGUCAAAAGCUUCAAUACACAUAGUAAGUUUUUUUUUGAGAUUCAGAAUCUAAGAGGUUUUUGUUUGUACACAUUAGAUUCAGGCUUCUACAUUUGAAACUCUGUAUAUUCUGGAGCUUCUGUGAGAAAUCAAUACUUUUUCAACAUUUUUAAGCUGAAAAAAUCUUCAGGCAUUUUUUUAACAAUUAGUAAAAAAAAUUUCGAAAAUGAAGCUCAGGCUCCCAAAAAAAUCUCCCUAAUUUUUGAGUUUAAACCUUAAUUAAUAUAUUUUCAGCAACAAGCGAACAUGAGAGUUAUCAAUUGGAACUAAUGGAAUCAUAUCUUGAAAGACAGGAAAGAAAAAAAGAGAAAGAGACGACUUUUGGUUGA